CCAACCUCAAGCGCGUCAAAGCAUCACGCAUCCGACUCUUCAACUCCUCAAGCAUCCAACCGCCGAAUUCGCCUCACGCAACCCCCUGCCUCGAUCAUCUCCCCCAUCUUAUCAGCAUCCGCAGGCCCCUACCUUGACUGGACAGGAAACCUUCCCGCAGCGCACCCGCGCCACUGCCUCUCGGUCUUGAUAUAUCCAAAGAAGGGACCGGCGGACGGACGGCUCAGUUGAUCCGGGCGCCUCAUUGUCUUCCUGCCACGGUAUCGCUUCACUUCACGAAUAUUCAUCCUACUUACACGCCGACUCGACGCCAGCGGGGGUUUUGAGACUGUCGUCAAACCGGGAAUCGUACAAACGGCCACCGCAGCCACCACAUCCACCGUGUCCUGAGUCUCACCAUGCCUUACAACACCACCGCCAUCCCUCCGAGAAAGGAGCCCACCGGACAGACUCAGCUCCCCCUUUCUCGAGUAAAGAAGAUCAUUGCUCAAGACCGCGACGUCGUCCAGUGUUCCAACAACGCCGCCUUUGUAAUCACCUGCGCGACUGAGAUGUUUAUUCAACACCUCGCUGAGGCAGCCCUCAAUCAAGCCAAGACGGAGCGCAAGCCCCGUCGCAACAUACAGUACAAGGACGUUGCCAACGCCGUGGCGCACCAGGACAACCUCGAGUUCCUAGAGGACGUCGCCCCCAAGACCAUCCCCUUCAAAAAGGUCUCGGCGGCCUCGCGGGAGGCUCAAGCCCGCAUGCGUGGUGACAAGACGGCCCCUGCCGCCGCCGACAACGGCACCCACCGCCGGCGCUCUAACCCGCAUGCCAACGGCUUGGCCGCCGUGAACGGCAAUGGAAGCGCACGCGGCCUCGGCACAGCCUUUAGCGUGGCGCUGCGCGACGACAGAGCUUCGGCACAAGCAGAUGACCCCAAUGAGCAGUUGGAGUUGGAGAUGCGGCAGGCGGCUGGCGCGAGAGCCCGCGACGGGGACGUACAUAUGUCGGGGUAGGAACCGGAGUCGGGGAGGGCCGGUGGGAGAUGAUUGCUCAACUCAGUCACAUCAUGCGUCGGUCGCAUCGACUGUCGGCGCUGAACCAGAGCAGUCGAUGGAAGCAGCAUUUCGGAACGGCAGAAGUUUCGUGGGAUUCUUCAGGGGCCUGCGCUGUCAGAAGGCGGCACAUCUGGUGCCACAAGACCCCCCGACAGCAAAUCAAAGAGUUUAGAAUAUCAAGUGCCGUUUUCCGUAGCUGUCACUAUGUAAUCGCACC
Messenger RNA from Purpureocillium takamizusanense, 1260 nucleotides. Its product is annotated as DNA-directed DNA polymerase. Gene Ontology annotation, molecular function: protein heterodimerization activity. Lineage: Eukaryota; Fungi; Ascomycota; Sordariomycetes; Hypocreales; Ophiocordycipitaceae. The record is from RefSeq and is a predicted model, not a curated record. The coding region runs from base 399 to 1001 and encodes 200 amino acids. The transcript has 5 exons. Gene Ontology annotation, cellular component: CHRAC; nucleus.